Pseudocercospora fijiensis CIRAD86 is the source of this 1350-nucleotide messenger RNA. RefSeq lists its product as uncharacterized. Lineage: Eukaryota; Fungi; Ascomycota; Dothideomycetes; Mycosphaerellales; Mycosphaerellaceae. Gene Ontology annotation, molecular function: tRNA adenosine(64)-2'-O-ribosylphosphate transferase activity. Gene Ontology annotation, cellular component: cytoplasm. Bases 1 to 1350 code for a protein of 449 amino acids. Gene Ontology annotation, biological process: charged-tRNA amino acid modification. The transcript has a single exon. The record is from RefSeq and is a predicted model, not a curated record.
AUGUCCACGAGCACUCUCCAAGAAAGUGAUCUCAUCUUCUCAGCUGCAUCAUCGGAACUGAAAAUCGCACUCGGCGAGUUGAAAAAGCGCAAUCUCAAAAUUUCAAAUCGCUUGAGCUCCAUCAAAAAAGAUUCGGAAUUCGUCACGAAAGUUGCCUGGACGUAUGGGCUGCCUCUGGUCGCAAAUGAACGCUGUGGAUCUUGGUACAUUCCCCCCGAGCUCAAGGUCGGGUCGGCGUAUUUCAAGUCCACGGACGGACAUUUCGGACAAUGGAGCUUCAGCCUGAGAAGGCUGAAUUCUCAGGUGCUGGAUGUGCUGGAGAAGUAUGGGGGAUGUGUUAUCGUUGAUUCUACCAGGAGAGGCAAGUCCAUGCCUGACGCAUUGAGCAAGACUGUUCCCAUCUGGUGUUGUGUUUUGAAUCGCCUCCUCUUUGGCAGUGGCGAUUUGAGCACGCCGAUGGAUGUAGUCGGUGAAAGUGAGCAUGCUCAGAUUGAGGCGACGUUGGACGAGCUGCUGGAAAGUGCCAAGAAUCUGCAAUUGGACCUAGAGAGACUCCGACAGAAGCUGGGCCGCAAGCCUGUUCAAAUCUCUUGGCACAGGCCUGGAUACCAGUUGCCGGAAGCUGGAGGAGACUGGAAUGAAAGGCGAAAUCUUAUAGUGCUCUGCACAGCUUCCAACCAGACUAGUCACGAAACCAGUGCAACGAGUGACUAUGUCCAGGGCGCUGCCGAUGAUCCAGAGAGCUGGAGCCUAGGCCUCGAUGCUUCGGCGUUCUGGAAGUAUCAGAAGGAGUUAUUGAGUGCAAGCGAGGACGAAUUGCCUGGACAGAUCAGCCAGAUCAUGGAACAGGCUCAACAUCAAGGCACACAUCAGCUACCCGUGCAAGUCGAACCAACUUCAAAUUUCUUCAUUGGAACGAAUGCAGCUGCUAGUCGGCUUCAACACGAGUACGACAUUGUGAUCUCUUGCAUAAUCAAGCCUGAUUUGGAACUCAGGGAGGCCAAGAAGUCAUUCUAUAUUACUCUCGCAACACCGACUGGGAAGAAUGGCAGCCGAUUGCUGCGAGCUCAGCUACCCAAAUUGAGCGCACUAAAACCACUUAUGAAGCCGAAAAUGAAGGUGCUUAUCGCUUGCGAGACUGGCAAAGACCUUGCCAUCGGAGUUGCACUAGCUUUACUUUGUCAGCACUGUGACCAGGAAGGGCGACUCAGGCUUGAUGACUCGGAACGCGUCGACGGCAUCAACAAGACAAUGAUCAAGCAUCGUCUUGGCUGGAUUAUGGUAUCAAUCCCGGAUGCAAGUCCAAGUCGAGCAACUUUGCAGAGUGUCAACGCGUAUCUCAUGGGAUGA